GAGAUGAAUAAGCAAUUUGGAUUUCCUGGUUCGGUCGCCGCCUAUCGUUUUGGAAUUUGGUAAAACUGUCAAAACGAUUUCACGACUGUUGCUGUAAUUUGCAGAGGUACCAUGGAAUUUAGGCGAUUCAGCUUCUUAGGUGCGGACCAAACUGAAACCUUGUCCCGAGCAAUGCGGCGCUCUGCAGAGGACUCGGCUGCAGCCGCGGAAGACGAACCGGAGGAUAACGUACUGUUUGGAACCAUUAGAGGAAGGGUUGUCGGAUUACGUCACUAUGCUGGGGGUGUUAACCAAGGAGAGAUGGUGUCGCUGGUCAGGGAACCUCACAACCCCUAUGAUAAAAACGCAGUUAUGGUUGCCAAUGUGCACGGGAGCCAGAUCGGGCACAUCAGACGCCAGCUGGCUGCGCCAAUGGCCUAUAUCAUGGACAACAAUUUCGCCAAAGUUGAAGGGGUUGUUCCUAUCAGUGUGAACCGUACUUCCAGCAUGCCUGUCUGUCUUUCCUUCUGGGGGAAGGAGGAGAAUAAAACAGCAGUAUCUAAUGAACUGAAAAAGCAUGGAUUCCAACUCACACUUGAAUCAAAAUGUGGAUCGCAAGGUGUGACACCAAAUAGGACUUCACACCAAUGGCUUGCACCUGGUGUUUUUCCAAUCUCCACUGUUGAGGAAGUAGUGGCAAAGUAUGGUGAACAGGGAUGUACCUCGGUACUCCACAACCUGAGGGUGACACAGCAGCAGCAGGAGGCUGUCCAGUCAGCCACAGUUGGACAACAAAACAACCCUGCAUGGUAUGCACUCCGCCGAGGCAGACUGACGGCCAGCAAUUUUGGGGCAGUGUUGUUAGCCGAACAUGUUACACCAUCUCUCAUAAAGCGAGUGUUGGAGCCAUGUGACCUGGAUGGUGUGGAGUCUGUAGAUUGGGGGAAUGAAAAUGAGCAAGAGGGGGUGAAGGCCUUUGAGACAGCAAAAGGCCUGAAGGUACAGGAGUCAGGGUUCUGGAUCACAGAGUCUGGUGUCCUCGGUGCAUCCCCAGAUGGCCUUGUGGGUACACAUGCCCUGUUGGAAGUUAAAUGUCCAUUCAGGGAAAGGGAACUCACAAUUGAAGAGGCAUCACUGAAUAAGGACUUCUGCCUGAGGAAAGAUGGCAAAACAUACCAGCUAAGACAAGAUCAUAGAUACUGGCACCAGGUCCAGGGCCAGCUGCAUAUCGCAAAACGUGACAUCUGCUACUUUGUCGUUUGGACAAAAAAGCAGAGCAUCAUUAUUCCCAUCAAUAAAGAUGCAGCUUGGGCCAAGUAUCUCAACAGCCUGGAGGAUAUAUACAAAGUCCAGUUGCUCCCAAAAUUGCUGGAGCAGGUAUAAAAUGUUCGCACAUUGCACACAAGUUGCCUUCUUGUUUUGUGUUUUUUUUUUAAUGUUAAUGCAUGGAGAUGGGCUACUUUCUAGAUACUGACCUGUCCAAUGGGACAACUUAUUGAAAGAUUAUUAUUUUCUGUUGUGUUUUUCAAAAAAAAAGUUUAAUGAAGUCAUUGUUUUGCUCCCGCUACCAAAUUACAACCUCUUAUGCAUCUUGUGUGCUUUCUAGAAAGAUGCAAUGUAGCCUAUCACAGGGAAUAUUCUGCCGGUUAUUUAAUCACCCCCAAAAUUAAAUUUCAAUAGAAAAAAAAAUUUAGAGGUAUCUUUUGAAUUUGUUCAUGCUGAUCUGAAAGACGUAAAAGACAAAAUGGUGGAAACCGUCACCAGAAUGAACAAAACAGACCAAAACAUUUUUGAACUGAAAAACACGAUGACGGAGUUGUCAAGAUAUAAAAGAUCUGGGAUCUGCACCUGCUAGGGCUGGAUGAGGAAAACAUUCAAGAGAGAGUUAUCAAGAUUGGCCAGGAAACGGCACCAGAUUGUACGGGUAAACUACCCGAGGUAUUCGACAGUGUCUACUGGUUGGGACAUCCACUUCAAGAAGGCCGUCCAAGGGCUGUUAUAGUCCAGUUUUCCAUGCAACGUUACUGUGACAGCACAUGGAAAGCGGCAAAGAAUUAUUAUUACUUAUCUGCGGGAGAAGAAGCAACGUUUUAAGGAAGAUUUUUCUCUGGAGGACAGGGCGAGGCGUAAUUUGCUCUGGCCACUGGUAGAAAGAGCAAGAAAGGAUGGCAGAAUUGCCUACUUCAUUGGAGCAAGGGCGUGCAUUACUGAGUGCCGGAAAAAGAAAGGACCUCCACCCACCAAAAUCAUAAUCAGACAGCUAUUUAAAAGCACUGCAACCACUUUCCUGCAGACUGUGCGAUUAUGUUAAGGCGUUAACUUGAUUGAAUGUCCACUGCAGAGUGAUUUUGCAUCUUACUUGAUAUGUGAAUUGUGGUGUGUGCUGUACUGCAAGCACAAGGAAUGCAUGGACAGAACAUACUUAGUAGGUGAGCGGACUGUGCACCGCACAACAUGCAUAUUUUUUUAGUUCUACUUCUAAGAGAUUUUUUUCCCAUACAGGAUUGAUUGAGUGCAAAUAUAGAUACAGUCAAAUUUCCAAAUGGUUUAAAAUGACAGCAUUGUAUUGUAUUGAUAAAGACCAUUUCCAAUGUUCAACCAAGCAGCCAACUAAUAUUGAGCUGAUAUAAGAAAAAAAAGAGUUUAUAUAUUUGUUAUGUGUUGUACGAUAAGUUUGAUUUGUUUGUUCUAAAAUUACACUGAGAAACUAUGUUUAUAUAAACAAAAAUAUAUAUAAGCUUUUAAAUUCAAAUAUCAGGAGUGCAGGCCUUUGGUACUGUUGCACUUCUAUUUCUCAGAAUGCGAACUCCGUAGAUUGUAUGUUAAAAUAUAUUUAUUUUAAUGCUCAGGGAUUAAGAGACAACUAUUUUUUUAUACGUUAAAGAUUUUGUUUUAUACAAGAGUCUCACUCAGGUCUAAAUGAUUCAAAUUCUUGGAAAACUCAAUGGGGUGAAUAGGUCUGGCUUUCACGUGGCUAUAGUCACUCAGCUGGAGUGUUAACUUUAAAACAUAAAUUCUGUGGUGACACUUUAUUUGUAUCACCAGAUGAGAAUGGUCAUUUUAUUUUUUUGGUAAUAUUUAAAAAUGAUUAAUUGGUUCGUAUCUUCUAGGAAAUGUGUAUGGAUAUAACAGUAAAAAAGAAAAUAUGAACUUUAUAGAGAUUCUAAACAACAAAAUUGAAUACAUAAUUGGAAAAUUCACAAAUAUGAAGAUGUUAUUAUGAUUCUAUUGAUAUAUGGCCUAGUCAACACUAUGUCUAACUAUAUCUAACUAAGAUGCAAUUAUAAUAUUUCCAAAACCCCUAUAAAACUCUCUCUUCCAUAUUGAUAAACAAAUCUCACCUCAUGAUUACUUCGUUUGGAAUAACCAAGGUAUUAAAUUUAAAAACAAGUCACUUUUAAAUAAGAAAUAGUUUGAAAGAGGUAUAUUAUUAGUUAGUCAACUUCUUGAUUCUAAUACAGCGAUUUACUUAUUGUACACAACUUCCCAGUCCCUCCAAAGGAAUAUGCUAAUAUAUUUGAUAUGAGACAUGGCCUUAUGAGAAUCUAAACUGGAAAUGGACUUGGAUUUUAGCUAAAUAUUAGCUAAAUAAAUAAUAUUUGUUAACUAGCAAGGUAGUAGAAAUACUGUUUAAAAUUCUACAUAGAUGUCAGAAUCGACCGACCAAAGAAUGUACUUUAAAAUCGAACAUGUCAUGUGAUAUAGCCUAAGCCUACCCUGUGUGGCUUGCUGUGGUUUGCUAAAAAUCUGAAUGAACCCGAAACUGAUAUUGUGGUGAUUUGUGGGUUUCCCGGGUCAAAAAGAGUCCCUGAGCUGAUGGUAAGAAUGAAUUUCCAUGGUGGAGUUUUAUUUCAGCAUACUAGUAGGCAUUGGGGAGCUGCACAAAAUUGAUCUCACUGGCCUACACUCACUCGCUAUCACAGCUCCAGUGAGGAUGACAGACAUAUUGUAGCAGAGAAGGAAAUGGGUGCUCCAUUUUUUAUUUUAUUUUGCAGGCUAUUCUCUUAUACAGGCUAUCCGCAAACAUGGGUGCCAGCUCCCCCUCUUCCAAAGACCCCACAAACAUGACUAGGAAAUAACCAAUUGUUAACAGUUAAAUGGAAACAAACGGGAAAUUAACAGGUAAACAAGAACAGCAUCUGCCCAGCCUGCCCUUUAAACGUCUGUGCGUUCCAUAAGUCACAUUUUAUAUUUUUUCCAUUUUUUUUUAAUACGGUUUGUUUUAAUUUGUGUGAGCUAAGACAUUGUUUCAUGUAACUUAAAAAUUUUUUUUUAAAAAUAUUUUGAUUCCAAUUCUUUUAAUGGCAGGCCUGGAUUUGAAGUUAUGAUUUAUAGACUUUGCUUUCCAUGUAUAAGUAGCUUGGCAUUGUUUUACUUUGAAAAUGUGUUCAUCAUCAGAUAUAAUUUCUUUUUGUACUGUGAAUGACAAAGAAAUUAAAGUGUAUGUCAUAUUUUUAAA
Molecule: messenger RNA, 4438 nt
Organism: Anguilla anguilla (European eel)
Lineage: Eukaryota; Metazoa; Chordata; Actinopteri; Anguilliformes; Anguillidae
Exons: 5
Coding region: 112-1362 (416 amino acids)
Molecular function (GO): nucleic acid binding; zinc ion binding; hydrolase activity, acting on acid anhydrides, in phosphorus-containing anhydrides
Source: RefSeq, a predicted model, not a curated record